AUGGAUAAAUUAUCAAAUGAAAAUCGGAUAUUAAAAGAAAGAUUUGAUAAACUUGAAGAACGAUGCCAACGAUGGAUUACAGAUGAACAAGUUUAUCUAUUAAGACGUAUUGAACAGUUAGAAGAUGAAAAUCAUCGAUUGCAUGAAAAUUAUCAAGCCUAUCAAAAGCAAAGUGAAAAAUGUAUUGGAUCUGUUACUGAUCUAAUUAUAAAAGCACUGUUCACUCAAGAGGAAUUAAGAAAACAAUGUGUAAAUCUUCAUAAUGUGAUCGAUACAGUUAAACUGAGAAGAAAUGUUCAACAAAAAGAAUCAAUAAUUCAAAGUAAACGUAGUAUUUCAUGUCAAUUUACAUCGAAUCCAUCGAAUCAUGAUCAUCGACAUACUACAAAUGAUCAAUCGACAUGGUUUCAUCAACAAUUAAUGAUUGUCGAAGAGAAUGAUCAUAAGCCAACGAAUCAACCAUCACGUAUGUAUACAAAUAAUAGUAGUAGCAGCAGAAGUAUGAUGUAA
Molecule: messenger RNA, 510 nt
Organism: Rotaria socialis
Lineage: Eukaryota; Metazoa; Rotifera; Eurotatoria; Philodinida; Philodinidae
Source: the annotation of a GenBank genome assembly